ACCCACUUGGGUAAAGUGUUAGGAUAUUUUCCCACGCUGCGCCAAACGCAGUUUGUAUCGUGACGGUCAGGUCUUAUAAGGCCCAAGUCGUGGAUCUUUCUACCCGAGAUGCCCUCCCAAUCAGCACUCUCAGCGGACGAAAAGUCUAAAGUGAAAUCUACUCUAGAGAGUUCCACGCAAAAGAUACUCACCGCUACUGCUGCUCGUAUCUACUUCGCUCAUCCACAGCCAAACAAGUGGUCGUAUGGAGGCUUGCAAGGUGCACUCGCUUUCACGCGAGAUAACUCCAAAGACGCCUUCAUGCUGAGACUGGUUGAUUCAACGGGGACGAAAGGCGUCAUAUGGGAACACGAACUAUAUGAAGCGUUCGAGUAUCACCAGGACAGGCCGUUCUUCCAUUCAUUCGCGGGCGAUAAAUGCAUGAUCGGUUUUGUCUUUGCUGAUGAGAAAGAUGCAAAAACCUUCUACAAGAAAGUAACCACCCGUAAAGCAGAGAAAGUCAAAUCUUCCUCCUCAGAGAAGAAGAAAUCUGCCAAGGGUGGUAGAAUAGAUAAGUCUAUGAUUUCAGGUCCAACCGCUGGUUCCUUUGUGCAUGUUGCACACAUGGGUUUUGAUCCUGAGAAGGGUUUCAAUUCCACUAACAUUGAUCCAUCAUGGACCGCCUUUCUGAACGAGCUGGAGGGUUCAGGCGUUAGUCGCGAGGUCAUCAACCAGGAUAUGGAUUUUAUAAAAGACUUUCUCCGUGAUGCACAAAAUAAACCCCAGCCUACUAAGAAGAAGACACCACCGCCCUUACCUGCACCUAGAAAUAAGGGGCACACGCAGCAGGAUAGUGUUGCAUCAUCAGUCAAUGUGGGUUCUGCACCUACUCCCCAUGCUCCUCCACCUCCAUCACGUCCAGUCUCUACUGCGCCGUCUCUUCCCCCUGCUGUAGCACCCCCGUCAUCGCGUCCCACCUGGGCUGCUCCGCCGCCGCCGCCACAACCACCACAACGAGCCCCUCCUGUACCCGCGCCACAACCAAUAAGAUCUUCAGGACCACCUCCACCACCAGUUCGUCCUGCGAGUGCUGCUCUCCCGCCUCCGCCUCCUGUACGACCACCAGUUAGUGCUCCUACACGACCACCAGUCAGCGCUCCUCCUGCACGACCACCAGUCAAUGCUUCGCCACCCCCUCCACCUUCAUAUGAGGAUCCUCAUCCUCCUCCGCCACCACCUCCUCCACCACCACCUCCGCCUCCACCUUCAUAUGAGAAUCCUCCUCCUCAUCUUCCACCACCACCGCCUCCGCCUCCACCACCGCCUCCUCCACCUUCAUCUGGGAAUGCUCCUCCGCCCCCUCCGCCCCCUCCUCCGCCACCACCACCACCACCACCACCACCACCACUCUCAAAUGGGGAAGGAAGCACAAUGGUAUUACCCGCUUCCCCACAGCCUGGUCGUGCGGACCUACUUGCAUCUAUUCGUGGACAGAGUGUGUCAAAUUUACGGAAGACAGGUGGUCCUCAGUCAACGCCCUCUCCUCCCCCCGCAUCUGCUGAAGAAUCUGGUGGUGGUGGUGCGGGCGGGAAUCUGACCGCCGCGUUGGCUGCUGCUUUGCUAGAAAGGAACAAGAGGCUCGGUGAUAGUGAUGAAGAGGACGAGGAUGACGACUGGGACUAAUAUCGCUAUUUAUUUUCAAUCACGUUCUUACACAUCAUUCAUAAUUAGGAUUUACCUUUAUGCAAUAAAGCGAGGCCUUGAGAAGCACUUACAGGUAAGUAAACGAAGCCCCACAAAUAACUGGAAAGAAUUCCCGACCCCUAAUACAUACAUGCAUGCAUGACUGUUGUGACCGCAAAACUAGACUCUCUUAGGCAUGCUUCACAGUUCCCUCAUCGUUUGAUCUUUUGGUACUACUUGGACAGUUUGUUACAGUGCCGCGUGUGAAAUCGAAGCUGUAACAAUAUUUGGUGUCUGGGCAGUGGGCUCUGGG
This is a messenger RNA of Suillus subaureus, 1975 nucleotides long. RefSeq lists its product as uncharacterized. The record is from RefSeq and is a predicted model, not a curated record. Lineage: Eukaryota; Fungi; Basidiomycota; Agaricomycetes; Boletales; Suillaceae. The transcript has 3 exons. Bases 109 to 1662 code for a protein of 517 amino acids.